AAUGAUGUGCACAUUUAGAUUUUUCCCAGACUAGGCCAAAAAAAUCAAAGGCUUCAGCCCUUUCUCGUAACAAUCUGAAAACAUUUCCCCCCAUCUGAACAGAGGGCGGCCAACACAGAAGAGUUAAGGCAGCCUUCAGGCUCCAGCAGUGACAAGUCCGGCGGCUUUGCUAUUCAGAAAAAUCAUAGUUCGCCAAUCCUUGAUUCGGGAUGUCACAAUCUUCUUCAAAAAGCAAGAACACAAAUGACUUCUGUGUGGGAGUAUUGUGAUUGAGGAUAUGAAAAUGGAAUCAUGUCACAGCUGUUUUAUUUAGACUUCCAAAUAUUAUGUAAAAGUAGCAAAACAUGCACGCAAUAAAGGCUGCACGCUCUAUGCGAACAUUUUCCCUUGUUACUUGCAAUAAUUCUAGAGGACGGAAGGCAGGGAUUAGGCGUUCGAAGGAGGAGAGAAAAUCUAUGGUUGAGACCUUUAUACAAAAAUAUCAAAAGUCAAACUGCGGGAACUUUCCUACAAUUAAUCUUACACACAAGGAAGUUGGUGGCUCAUACUACAUAGUACGGCAAAUUGUUCGAGAAAUUAUCCAAGAAAACAAAGUUUUGGGUCCCACUAAGCUACAUCCUGAAGAUCAUCCCGACCAAAUCUCCCUGGAACGAUUUUCAUUAGGAAGUGACAAUACAGUUGAUAAGGACAAAGCAAGUGGACUUCCGGUUUAUACAGAGUCACUGGCAAGAGAGAUCCCCGAAGGUGUUUUUCAAGAACCAAACAGACAUGAAAGGAUAGAAAUACCAGAAGCUUCAAGUGUUGUUGAUGUUGCAGUUGAAAAGUUUCCAACAAAGGCCACCUCUAUUCCAAUUGAUAAUAUUGAAGAAAAAAUAGGUGAUGCUCCCAUUAGAACCAAGAGAGAACAGGACGGGAGGAACUUCUUAGAAAAAACUUAUGCUUUGGUGAAUGAGAAUGUUUCUGAAACUCUUGAAAGUCAAGCAGUGGAAGGAAAAACUGAUGUUGUGAAUAAGGAAACAGUGCAUCAGGAGUUUGGAAAGUCAUCUUUGCAAAAUUUAACUUCCUCUAGAGACAAAUUAGCAAGUGGUGCUGUGAAUGCCGAGAAUACAUAUGCUGCUACAAUUGAGAGCUCAAAUGGCAGUUCCCACAAAAUAUUGGUUGCUGAGGAAUCUCUUACAAUCAACAAUACACCUACUGCUCCACAAACUGGUACACACCUGAAAGAUCGCGCUUCUCCAGAGAAUAUUGAAACACAGAAGAUUGAAACGAAAGAAUCCAGCAAAUCAGAAAUCAAUCCUGUGGUGGGCUUAAUGAAGUCCUUCUAUACUGCUUUUGUAAAAUUCUGGACUUAAGAAUGAUGAUACAUGAAUGUAUCUACUCCAAAUUUUGGCUGGAUGAGCUUGUAUUCCUGACUUCCCAGUAAAAUCUUUGUUAGAUUAUUAUGGCUUUCCAGAGGUAGCAAUGUAUGUGAAUAUACAUCUCAAUGUUUGUGUAUAAAACGAGUCGAGGCGAGUCUGGUUGGGUCAUGUGGUCAGACGAGUCUCGACCGCCUUCAUAUGCUCGGUGUGGCGUAUUUCAACGGACGGUGGAGAGAUGGUCGGGAUCUGAUCCAAAGGUGCCCAGAAGAGGAUCUUUUGAUUCCUUACUUGUUUCCAUCUAAUUGUGAUUUAUUAGAUUCCACAGGAUUAGAGACUAGGAGAUGAAGAAAGAACAUAGGAUUCUAUUCUAUGCUCCCAGAAUCUGCAUUGUCCUGGAGACAAAGAACACAUGGAUCCCAAAAUGGAAUGCCAUCUCUUCUGGUUAUCGCUUUCCCUUCUCUGACCAUUAUUAAUGCCCCUUGCCCAUCUUCACCAUUUCAAGGCAGACAGCCGUAUCUUUCUUAUUUACUGUCUUGCGGCUAUUUUAUAUAUAAAAAUAUAUAUGAAUUUUCUACCCUACAUUCAGAUCAGAAGAUUCAACUGCAUCUGUUUUUUUGUAGCUUGUGAAGAGUACACUUGUAAUAACUCCCUAAAACUGUACGAUUAUUAUUGUUUUUUAGUAUUCAACUCUCUGAACAACUUCACAAAACAUUUUGCCGCAUUAUUUUAUUGGGGCGCCAGUGCCUAGGCGGCUAGGUGGGCG
Messenger RNA from Cuscuta epithymum, 2121 nucleotides. The record is from the annotation of a GenBank genome assembly. NCBI's taxonomy places the organism in Eukaryota, Viridiplantae, Streptophyta, Magnoliopsida, Solanales, Convolvulaceae.